AUGGCUUUAUAUCAAGGAAUUGUGCAACUACUGUUUCUCCAGUACUGGCAUGUAGUGAUAGGAGGAGCGAUCCCACUGAACUUAGCAGGACAGAUCUGUACAAAAAUUACAGACUGCAAAAGUGACAACAGUCUUAUCAGGCACCAAAUCCAGAAACAAUUGCUGCUUCUGAACUCAUCUGCUGGGACCCUCUAUGACACCUAUGUCCACUGCCAAGGUUUUCAUCCAAAUUUGAAUAUAGUCUGCAAUAAAAGUUAUGGUGACUUUCCCAAGUAUAAUCUCAGUAAGGCAAGUGAGGAAGAGAAACUGGUUGAAAUGUUCAAAAUCUUCACAUAUAUGACUGCUGCACUGGGCAACAUCACAACACAACAGAAACAAUUAAACCCAAAACAGCAUCAUUUGCUAAAAAAUCUUACUAGAACUUUGAGCUCCAUUAAUGCGAUUAUCUCCAAUCUUUCUUGUGUCCUCUGCAAAAAGUACCAUGUAACUGAUGUGAAUGUUUACUAUGGAAAAUAUCCAUCCAGCAAUCCUUUUGAACAAAAGCAGAUGGGUUGCCAAGUCCUACGAAUUUAUAAACAUUUCAUUUCAGAAGCUGCUGACAGUUUUGCACCAUCGUUUGGCGAAUGGAUGGAUACAAUGGGACACUGA
Bombina bombina (fire-bellied toad) is the source of this 648-nucleotide messenger RNA. It is a transcript of the gene LIF, whose product is annotated as LIF interleukin 6 family cytokine. The record is from RefSeq and is a predicted model, not a curated record. NCBI's taxonomy places the organism in Eukaryota, Metazoa, Chordata, Amphibia, Anura, Bombinatoridae. The transcript is spliced from 3 exons. Bases 1 to 648 code for a protein of 215 amino acids. Gene Ontology annotation, cellular component: extracellular region. Gene Ontology annotation, molecular function: cytokine activity; leukemia inhibitory factor receptor binding. Gene Ontology annotation, biological process: immune response.